Eruca vesicaria subsp. sativa (arugula) is the source of this 603-nucleotide messenger RNA. Lineage: Eukaryota; Viridiplantae; Streptophyta; Magnoliopsida; Brassicales; Brassicaceae. The record is from the annotation of a GenBank genome assembly.
GGGGUUCGUUUGCUGGAGAUUCUUGAAACUUUCUCCAUCGUAAUUGAUCGAUCGAUUUAAACACAUGAAACACUCGGUGAAUCGUCCUCCGUCGCCUGAUGAAGACGUGGCGGACGGUUCUGAGAAGGAAGAGCUCACGCUUCGAGAAAUCAUCAACGUCAAGUUGGUGGAGAGUGGAGAGAAAGAGAAUCUGAUGGAGCUCGUGAGAGAUAGAUUGGUCGAGUCUGGUUGGAAAGAUGAGAUGAGAAUCGCUUGCAGGGAGCAUGUAAAGAAGAAAGGGAGAAAAGAUGUUACAGUCGAUGAACUAAUACGAGUGAUCACUCCCAAAGGCAGAGCUUCAGUACCAGAUGAUGUGAAGCAAGAGCUGCUGAACAGAAUUCAAAACUUCAUUGGAUCAGUAGCUGCUCCUUGAUGAAUUUUUUGUCAGAGAAGAAUUAUAGAUUUUACGAAUCAUCUCUGCUGUUGUAGAAUUAGCUCAGGGAACUGUACUUUGUUUUCUCUUCUAAAAAUACCAUAUUGUACCAGAUCUGCUUUAUCCCUGCAGACCUAACCUGGUUUAAAUCAGUAUAUGAUGAUAACUUGUGCUUAAAAAGUUAAACUUGC